AUGUCUGUCACAUUGCACACGACCCAAGGCGACCUCAAGGUCGAGCUUUUUUGCGAAGCAGUUCCUCAAACCGCAGAGAACUUCCUCGCCCUUUGCGCAACCGGCGCAUACAAUGAUACACCAUUUCACCGUCUUAUUCCCGGGUUCAUGAUUCAAGGCGGUGACAUUUCUCUCGGUCCAAUUGCGAAGUCGACAUCUACGAAACCACUACUCGACUUUGACAUCCCCAAAGGCGGCACAUCGAUCUACCACCCAUCAGCGAUGAACCAGGAAAUCCAUUUGCCGUCACUACGUCACAACGCACGGGGGAUUCUGUCCAUGGCUUCGCGUCCAGUGAAAGACCAGACAGCUCCUGGAUCGCAAGGCGCAACAGGCCCAACGAUUAACGGCAGUCAAUUUUUCAUCUCGUUUGUUCCAGCGCCACAUCUGGAUGGUGCCAGUACUGUGUUUGGAAAGGUGUUGAAUUUGACUGCCCAGGACGAGGGCGGUGACAUCCUGACCAAGCUUGAGAAGGCGAAUGUCAAGGUUGACAAGAAGGGCAAGGUCUCUCAGCCGAAGGAGGGCGAAGAUUUCGAAUCAUUCAAGAUCAACAGUGUCACUAUCCACGCCAACCCCUUCGCGAAGUGA
This is a messenger RNA of Penicillium brevicompactum, 627 nucleotides long. RefSeq lists its product as uncharacterized. The transcript has 2 exons. NCBI's taxonomy places the organism in Eukaryota, Fungi, Ascomycota, Eurotiomycetes, Eurotiales, Aspergillaceae. The coding region runs from base 1 to 627 and encodes 208 amino acids. Gene Ontology annotation, biological process: protein folding; protein peptidyl-prolyl isomerization. Gene Ontology annotation, cellular component: catalytic step 2 spliceosome. The record is from RefSeq and is a predicted model, not a curated record. Gene Ontology annotation, molecular function: peptidyl-prolyl cis-trans isomerase activity.